Messenger RNA from Saccostrea echinata, 2519 nucleotides. RefSeq lists its product as uncharacterized. Bases 33 to 2519 code for a protein of 828 amino acids. The record is from RefSeq and is a predicted model, not a curated record. Lineage: Eukaryota; Metazoa; Mollusca; Bivalvia; Ostreida; Ostreidae. The transcript is spliced from 4 exons.
AUUUCAAUAUUUGCAGUUGAAAGAGUGCAAUAAUGUCAGGAUUAUUGGAUAUCAACUUUGGUGUGGAUCUUCUUGAGGCAGCAAAAGCUGAAUAUGACUUCCUGAUCGAAAUCCAACGUUUGGAAUACCUUAGAAACGAUGCAGUGCUGCAAUAUUCCAUUUACAGAUACGAAAAUUUUUGGCUUCCACUUGUUGCUUCCCAAAAUGAAAGCACCUUACAGCCUGAGUAUUUACAUCCACCAAUUGACAUAGAAUGGGUUUGGCACUGUCAUAUGUUAGCACCACACAAGUAUGCAGAGGAUUGCAAGUCACUGUUUGGAAGAGUGCUCGAUCAUUCUGUAAUAAAGUCACCAGCUGGAAAACAGCUGACAGAGACCAUUUGGUCCCGGGCUUAUCCUGGUGAAAAAUUUGAGCUUAGCUCAGAGAUAACAAAUGAAAAGGUAUUUCAUACAAUAAAAGAAUAUAAAUCGCAUUUUACUUUUGAUCUGUUGGCAGCUGUCCAUCGACAGCAGGAUUUCUAUUAUAACAUCCAUCUGCCACAUUACAAAGACGACAAAUUUCUUAGGGAAGCCUAUGUAAGAUAUAAAUUUUUCUUAAAUCUUAAGAAGAUACAUCCAAAAGAAUUUUUGGUGCCAUGUUAUGAUAUUGAUUUGCUUUGGCACACACAUCAACUUCAUCCGAUUGAUUAUGCAAAAGUAACGGAAUCCCUGCUUGGGCGUAUCCUCGUUCAUGACGACACAGUGGCAGACAGAAGUCCAGGAUCCAAACUAUCUGUGUCGGAUGAAAAUACAAGAAGGCUCUGGUUAGAAACGUACCAUGUACAUUUUUCUAAAUUUGGUGCUAUGUACCGAGGCGAUUCUCCAAGGGGUAAACUUUAUCACGUUACACAGCAAGACAUUGAAAAAAUGUGUGGAAGAAGAGCUGUAGUCACUAUACAGGAAAUACAAAUCACGUCAUCAAACACAAAUAAUGAUAAAAAGAUUAAGCUGAAAGUAUCCAAGACAGAUUCCGCAUCAAAGAAAUCUACUCUGAUUAAAAAAUUGACAGGAAAAGUAGGAAACAUGACAUGGGGUCAGCAGGAUAUUAUGUUUUCAUUUGGCCCCUAUGAUUCAACACUUGUUUUUGGGCUCGAAACAAGAAACAGCAUAUUUGGCGGAAGAUCUAAAUCCAUAGGGGGGUUUCAAGAAAGAUUUGGUCUUUACCUUAUCCGACCCGAGUUACAGGAAGGUGGUGAAUUUCAGUUUGAAAGGGACAUGCAGGUAGUGAGCACAUUGCCAUCAGCAAAAUGUUUGGUAAGGGGGUCUUUCUUACGACCUAUUCUAGAUGACAUUGUACUUUCUUUGGAGCCUGGAAUCUACGAAGAGGCAAACAUGCCAACGAAUGUAGAACAACUUUGGGGCCCUGUUCCUUUGCCAAAGUCUGACAAAGAAAACAUAUGUCAGGUGGCUUCUCACAGGCUGAGAGACCAGAAUGGAAACAUUAUGUUUACUUGUCGUUUAAUACACAGUGUAAGUGUUAUGACGUCAGUUGUUCAUGUGUUCUAUCAUGAUAAGAUGGCUGCAGUUGCGCAUGUUAUCGGUUCUGAUCAACUACCAUUGGGAACACAGGUAGGUCCGGAUAAUAUUUGGUUGGACCCAGGUUCUGGUGAAAGGGCGAUUGUAAUAAAAACUGAAGAGGGAGAUUCUCUGAUUCUUGUGGGGAAGUGGGACGGAUUUAUCAGAGGGAUCCCUGGAAGACGAGGCAGAAGAGGGGUUCUGGGAAAUCCAGGCCAUUUGCAAGUAAAAGUUUACAGAGUGGAUCAUAAAGGUCCUCUCCAAAAGCAAUUAAUAAAUCUUUCACAAUACCAACCGGUAGAGUUUGAGGGACUUAAGUUAGAUUUCAAGAAAGGUUUAAUCACUUGCAGCAGAAUUGCUGCUGGACAAGUUCUGAACUAUGUAGCCCUGUCAUUUUCCAUUGCUCUUCUCCACGUUCUCUGUGUGCCACGUCCUUCAAACUGGCAACCUGGAAUGUCUCUAAAACCGAAAAUAACAUCCAGAGGAAGACGAAAAAUUGAAAGAUUUCCCGACGAAGAUAUGUCAUUUAUGCUGGCAGCCGGUCUCUUAUAUCUAACACCCUCAAACCAUUACAUGUAUCAUACAUAUGGUGCUAACGUUUGUGCUGGCUGUGGUUCUGGGGGCAUUGUAUGUGAAAAUGCUGGUGUUGGAUUUGAGCAAGGGAAUUGUGUAAUUGAUUCAGAUGGAGGUGAUUUUGGUGGUGGAGGUGAUUUUGGUGGUGGAGGUGAUGGUGGUAGUGCAGGUAAUGGCGGUGCUGGCUGCGGAGGAUGUGGUGGUUGCGGAGGAUGUGGUGGAGGAGGUGGAUGUGGUGGUGGUGGAGCAGGUGGAUGCGGUGGUGGUGGUGGAUGCGGCGGUGGAGGUGGAUGCGGAGGUGGCGGAGGAGGUGGAUGCGGUGGAGGAGGUGGAUGCGGUGGUGGAGGUGGAUGUGGUGGAGGAUGUGGUGGCGGUGGAUGUGGUGGAGGCUAA